Molecule: messenger RNA, 2187 nt
Organism: Trichomycterus rosablanca
Lineage: Eukaryota; Metazoa; Chordata; Actinopteri; Siluriformes; Trichomycteridae
Gene: cry3a
Product: cryptochrome circadian regulator 3a
Exons: 13
Biological process (GO): circadian regulation of gene expression; negative regulation of DNA-templated transcription; entrainment of circadian clock by photoperiod
Cellular component (GO): nucleus; cytoplasm
Molecular function (GO): FAD binding; DNA binding
Source: RefSeq, a predicted model, not a curated record
AUGGCCGCAAAUUCCAUCCACUGGUUCCGGAAGGGCCUGCGUCUUCAUGACAACCCUGCGCUUCAGGAGGCGGUGCGGGGUGCAGGUACCAUCCGCUGUGUUUACUUCUUGGACCCCUGGUUUGCUGGGUCCUCCAACCUUGGGGUCAACAGGUGGAGAUUUCUCCUUCAGUGCCUAGACGAUCUUGACUCCAAUCUCUGGAAACUCAAUUCCCGCCUUUUUGUCAUUAGAGGUCAACCAGCCAAUGUUUUUCCACGUCUCUUUAAGGAGUGGCAAAUAUCCAGGCUGACAUUCGAGUAUGACUCUGAACCGUUCGGAAAGUAACGUGAUGCUGCUAUUAAAAAGCUUGCAAUGGAGGCUGGGGUGGAAGUCAUCGUCAAGAUCUCACACACGCUGUACAACUUGGACAAAAUCAUCGAGUUGAAUGGAGGUCAGCCACCCCUUACCUACAAGUGUUUCCAGACUCUGAUCAGCCGCAUGGACCCACCAGAGAUGCCAGUAGAGACCUUGUCCAGUGCUUUUAUGGGCUGUUGUGUCACACCUGUCUCUGAAGACCAUGGAGACAAAUAUGGUGUGCCUUCUCUGGAAGAGCUUGGGUUUGACACAGAAGGACUGCCUUCUGCUGUUUGGCCAGGUGGAGAGACAGAAGCACUAACCAGGAUAGAGAGACACAUGGAAAGAAAGGCUUGGGUGGCAAACUUUGAGAGACCAAGAAUGAAUGCUAACUCCCUCUUGGCCAGCCCUACAGGCCUGAGCCCCUACCUCCGCUUUGGCUGCCUAUCCUGUCGCCUGUUUUACUUCAAGCUCACAGACCUCUACAGAAAGGUAAAAAAGACCAGCACCCCUCCCCUCUCUCUCUAUGGCCAGCUGCUGUGGCGAGAAUUUUUUUAUACUGCUGCAACCACCAACCCACGCUUUGAUAAGAUGGAGGGCAACCCCAUUUGUGUACGCAUACCCUGGGAUAAAAACCCAGAGGCUCUAGCUAAGUGGGCUGAAGCCAAGACCGGUUUCCCUUGGAUUGAUGCCAUUAUGACCCAGCUGCGGCAAGAGGGCUGGAUUCACCAUCUGGCACGCCAUGCAGUGGCCUGCUUCCUUACCAGAGGAGACCUGUGGAUCAGUUGGGAGGAGGGCAUGAAGGUUUUCGAGGAGCUUCUGUUGGAUGCAGACUGGAGUGUAAACGCAGGCAGCUGGAUGUGGCUGUCCUGUAGUUCAUUCUUUCAGCAGUUCUUCCACUGCUACUGUCCGGUCGGCUUUGGUCGCCGCACUGACCCUAAUGGUGACUACAUCAGACGAUAUUUACCUGUUCUCAGAGGUUUCCCGGCUAAAUACAUCUAUGAUCCAUGGAACGCCCCGGAUUCAGUGCAGGCUGCAGCAAAGUGCAUCAUUGGUAUCCAUUACCCAAAGCCUAUGGUAAACCACGCGGAGGCCAGCCGCCUUAAUAUCGAGAGAAUGAAGCAGAUCUAUCAGCAGCUCUCCCGCUACCGAGGACUUGGACUUCUGGCCUCAGUACCAUCUACACACAAUGGGAAUGGGAACGGGAUUGCGUACUCUCCAGGUGAACAACACUCUGGGACCAACACAUCAGCACCCACCAUGUUGGGAAGCUCCGUUGCCAGUGGAAACAGGACUGGAAGCAUUCUGCUGAACUUUGACAGUGAGGAGCAUCAGGGACUGAGGUCAAUCCAGCAGCAGCAAAGACAGGGAUAUUAUCAAAUGCCUGACCAAGGCCACGUCACAGCCAACAGCAGUAACAUCUACCAGUCAAACUUCUCUAAAGAAUUAGCAGGUCCUCAACAAUCAGGUAAAAGAGAACGAGAAUCAGAACGAGAUGCUGAAGGUAAAGAGGAUGCACUCUCCAACUCUCAUAAAUUACAGCGAUAUGUUGCGGAGCUCACUUCUGUUCAUGGCACCACUGUGAACCAGCCUAGUAUGGUAAACAGAAAAGUCUCACAUUAGCUAAUUUCACAUUCUCAACCAGCCAAAUAACGGUCUUGUUAUGAACUUUAUAUUUAUUUUAAUUUGUUUAAUUUAUUUUUUUUAAAAGAGCUAGAGUGACAAAUCAGAGUGAACACGACAUCACCAAACCACCGCAUACUUUUUUUUUGUUAGACCAUCUGUUUUUAAUAAAAAAUAAAACAACUUAAAUGGUCAGUUGCACACCUGUGAAUUAUAAAAAUCUAGUCUUUC